AAUAUAUUCUAGAAUUUCUACCUUUGGUACUAUUUAGAAGUGAAGAAACUUUUAAGUUAAAUAAUUAUUACCAAAAACAGAAUUUAGAAAUGCUGUUUCCUUACCUUUUCUACUACGGAAAACAAAAAAGAUUAAACUAAGUUCCCAUUUUGAUCAUAAAUGGGAGAGUUACACAAAUCUAUAAAAGGGACUCAUUACACAGCCUUUCUUCUUCGUUCCUAAAUUUUUACUAUUCGUAUUCUUUUAUUUCUCCAGUCGCAAUGGAAAAUAAUGAUCGACGAUUUUCUAAUGUUGUCUCUGUUUCCGCCAUUGUCAGAAGACAAUGUCAUUGAUGCUGAACCAAUUCGCUAUCAUCCAUCGUCUUCUUCUAGUAGUACUACUCUUCCAUCAUCGGCAGCGUCAAGUAGUACUACUUAUGAUUUCUCUUCCAUAGAUGGCGGCAAGGACAAUCCUAAUUCACCUUUUUUGACUCUCUUUACAGGAGUUUCUAAACCAAUUGUAAACAGUACUCCUCCGUCAUCAACUGAUCUCUGUCUUUCUCUACCAUCCCUAUCCAACACCUCUUCGACUGCCCAAUCUUCCAUUGAUAGUCAACCUUCUUCUAGUUUUGCUUCAUCAAGUCGGGAGGUCAACGCAUUGGGUAACUCUGCUCCUAAAAGAUCAUUGGGGGAACAGAAAUUCAUCCCCCGCAAGAAAACCAAGCUGACAAAAGGAGAGGAAGGUCAUUGGAUGACAAAAAAGCUAACUAGAAGCGAUGUGAAUGGAGCUUCAAGGCUAUUACUACCUCGACAAGACGUGAAUAAUUACAUAUUACCCUUUAUGAACGAGCAAGAACGGAGCGUAAUUUGCCAACAAUUGUGUGGAGUUGAUGUCACCGUAUUUGAUAUGGAUACACAGACAAGCCAUAUUCUGACUCUAGAAAAAUGGUCAACUAAUAGCUUUCACCUUGUCAAAGCAUGGACAAAGGAUUUUGUCAAAAGGAGGAAUGACGAGGUCUCGAUACGUUGGGAGAAAACCAAUUCAAGAUUUUGCUUUCGAGUUGUCAACUAGAUCUUUAAGAUGUUCAAUUUUUUUUACCUUUUAGUUACUUAUGUUUGGUUUUAGCUCAAUGAUCAAUUUUGUGAGUAUGGAAACAAAGUUUUGUAGUGUUGCUUCAUUUAUAUAUUCCUUCUUUUUUCUGGAUUGGUCUUGCUUAUUAUUUCAUAAUGUAUUGUUUCUUGUGGCUACGUAAAGUCGAACAUCAACAAUGCGAAAAGAUAGUGUAUUCACUGGCAACAGCAGAAGUAAACAUACGUUGCUUAUACUAAAAUUAAAUAUUGAAUAAAUCCAAAUAAUAGAACUAAAAUUGUGAAAUAUUUCCUUUUUUAACACAGAAAUCAGAAUCCGAUUAUGAAAUGGAUAAACUAUACAAAUCUAUAAAAGGAUCAUUCAUUACCCUACCCUUUCUUCUUCCAUUCCAAAAUAUUACUACUAUCCUCAUUCCUUUAUUUCUCUCAGUUACGCUAUGGAAAAUAGUGAUCAAUUUUUCGACGAUUUUCUAACGUCAUUGCCAUUUUCGGAAGACAGUGUUAUUGAUACCGAACCAAUUAGCUAUUCUCUUCCUCAUCACUACUCGUCUUCCGAUACUACUUUGUCUCUGUUUCCCCAAAUUUCUGAAAAUCUUGGUGUUUCGAAACCAAUUACUACUACCGUUAAUUUCUCCUCCAUAGAUGGCGGCAAGGACGAUCCUAAUUCACCCUUUUUUGACUCUCUUUACACGUGUUUAUGAAAACACAAAACCAACUGCAAACAAUACUCCUCUGCCAUCCCUACCCAACACCUCUUCGACAGCCCAAUCUUCCAACGUUCUUCUAGAUCAUUGGGGGAACAGAAAUUCAUUCCCCGCAAGAAAACCAAGCCGACAGAAGAAUCAAAUGGUCAUUGGAUAAAAAAAAAUCUAACUAGAAGCGAUGUGAAUGGAGCUUCGAGGUUAUUACUAUCUCGACAAGACGCAUUACCUUUUAUGGACGAGGAAGAACAGAGUAUAAUUUGUGGAGUUGAUGUUACUGUAUUUGAUAUGGAUUCACAAACAAGUCAUGUUUUGACCCUCAAGAAAUGGUCUACUAAUAGCUUUCACCUUGUCAAAGGAUGGACAAAGAAUUUAGUCAAAAGGAGGAAUCUCAAAGAAAAUGACCUACGUUGGGAGAAAACCAACUCAAGAUUUUGCUUUCGAGUUGUAAUGAGGGAUCAAGUAGAACUUUAACAUCUUUAUUUUAAUCCAUAUUUUCUUAGUUAGUUAUAUUGAGCUUUCGCUCACAAAACUCUAGUGUUGCUUCAUUCAUAUAAUCAUUCUUUGUUCUGAAUUUGAUCUUUCUAUCUUGUUUUCAUAGUUGUUACUUGUUAUUCCAUAAUAUAUCACAUUGUAUUGUAUCGUAUCGUUACAUAAUGUCAAACGUUUGAGAAACUUAUUUUUGUUCAGGGCAACUUAACUUAUGUACAAAAGAUGCAAUACAUACAUAUCAUAUUCAAAACUCUAAAUGAUGCUAUCAGUGAGAGUUGAGAAAAACCAUUUAUUCAAAACAUUGUUGAUGCAACAGUAUCACCAGAAACUAAACGAAAAUAUUGAAAGCACAAAA
Molecule: messenger RNA, 2615 nt
Organism: Solanum lycopersicum (tomato)
Lineage: Eukaryota; Viridiplantae; Streptophyta; Magnoliopsida; Solanales; Solanaceae
Source: RefSeq, a predicted model, not a curated record